Molecule: messenger RNA, 3547 nt
Organism: Varroa destructor (honeybee mite)
Lineage: Eukaryota; Metazoa; Arthropoda; Arachnida; Mesostigmata; Varroidae
Gene: Ntan1
Product: N-terminal amidohydrolase 1
Biological process (GO): ubiquitin-dependent protein catabolic process
Cellular component (GO): nucleus
Molecular function (GO): protein-N-terminal asparagine amidohydrolase activity
Source: RefSeq, a predicted model, not a curated record
UUCAUAUGGGAAAGAAGAAGCUUGUUUGCCCUCUCCCACGAAGCCGCUAGCGGCGAAUGGUUGAUCGUCCCACAAUGGUUGACUUCGCCAUCACCGCAGGGUUGGGUAGACAUUCCUUUUUUCGGUGAACGGCUCAGCUGACCUAUGACCUGACGCCAUCACAGCGCCAACGGGGAAGCGACCCCGAUGAAACUGGCAGACAGUCGCCGAACUGUUGAAGUCUGAAUGAGGACAACCUUAAUUUUUUAAUUCAGUUCUUUAUAGGACAAUACACAUAGCAGAAGGGAAUUUAAAUAAGUUCAGAGGAGAGCGCGAAUUCCCAAAAGGUCGUAAAACAAUUGCGAACGAGCGGCAACAGCAGCUGCGAGUGUUCAGGUGCUCUUACAACGGUGUUCAGUGGUUAUACAAUAGAAUACCGCGAGAUUAAGUAAAGACAAGAUGCCGUUGGUCAUUAACGACCAGGUUCUCGACUUCAUGCCAGUGGAUACACACAGCCUAUUCGAGCGCUUUCCACACUUCAAGGAUAUGAGCUCACUCCUGGUAUCGCAAGUGGCUAAAGUGGUUAGCCCACACGGACUCUUGUACAUACACCAACGGGAGUUGGCAGUAACCGCUGCAUCUGAUAAACAUGUCUCAAUCAUUGGUACGGACGACAUGACGACGUGUCAAUGCGUAAUUAUUCGCCACACGGGUAAUGGAGCAGUUGGUUUAGGUCAUUUCGAUGGAAACGGUAUUGAGGAUGGCGUCAGUAAGAUAAUUCACAAAUUGCAUGAUCUGUCGCACGAACAGUACCAGUAUGGGCAACCUGAAAGCAAGCAAAAUCGUUUUGAGGUUACCAUUGUUGGAGGGUUUUUAGAUCAGCGUCAAUUGUCUGAGCAAAUCAGCAUGCAGGUGCUAUACGCUCUGCAUAAACAGGCCAUACGCUUACAUUUGGUACAAAUGUGCGUUGGUGAACUCAACACUACGCAUAGAAAUGCGUUGAAUUGGCCGAUCGUGACAGGUGUUGGGGUGCUAAUCAAAACCGGUGAAAUAUUCCUUGCCUCAUUUCCUGAUAAGGGUCCAGAGUUAGAUCUUAGGAGUGCCGUCUUCUUCACGGGAUCGCGAGACGUCAAGCAUGUAAUGUUUGAUGUGUACGACUGUUCACUAGGCUUAAUGAAGAUUGGGCCGUUCAAUUAUGAACCCAUGAGGGGUGUGGACCUGUGGCUGCAGCAAAGUGACGACUUCAUCUUGCAGAACCUGUCGACUUCCCCUGAGGUUGAGCCCGCGCAUUUUGUCAUGAACGUUCGCGCCACCUUCAAGUUCAUCCAGCAAAACCCAUUUCCCACAGUCACUGUCUUUCCCGACAAUACAGCACACUUCUUCCGCAAAAACGAACAUGGACUAUGGGAUAUCUGUCGAUACGAUUUUCGUUGAUUUAUGUAACCCCUGAUGUGAUUAUGAGUGUAUAGGAGAGGGCGGCUCAUGUCGUUGGUUGAUCUAUGUGGGUUAGAUUGCUCGGUUGUAUACUUAUUGUUAAAUUGAGAUAUUAUCGUUUUUAUUUUUCUUAUUAUUACGAAUUAUUAUACCCGUGUUGUAUUUCUUAAAACGCCUUCUUCCAUACAAAUCGCGCAUGGAAGGUGCACAUCAAAAUGUAAAUACUGAGAUCAAGAGGAUAGACAACAGUUGGCCGUUUUCUGACUAAGGUUCAUGGUGGCUUUUUCUAUUUAUACAGAAUAGAAUACCUGUAUCUAUAUUAUGUCCUAAAAAGAUGUCGUUACAUUACCUCAAGCAAUUAGAUGAAGUAUAUUUAUUUGUAUACGCGUCCGAUAUGCAACUCAUGAUAUAGGGGUAUAUACCUAUGCUAAGCUCGGCCUUUAGACCAGGUUUAUGCACUUCAUAUUUGUUCUAUGGAAAGUUCAGGGCUCCAUCCUGGUCUUGACUUCUGGUUUAACGACGAUCAUAUUUUGUGUAGUAGACACAAAAUAUGAUAAAAUGAUAAAAUACGAGAAAAUGGAGUAAGCAAGUUAUUGAACACCAGCAACAACAUUAAAAAUUUUGUGCAUAUUGCCUUUCUCUGGUAGAGGUUUUGUAGACUAAGACCUGUUAAACUGAGCAUGUUUCUAUGAAUUGCAACUAUUGUGUCUAUGCUCGAAAGUGACAGACACCCGAGAUAACCAAGCCUUACCUGAGUAUCAAAUGGUCAUUGAUGCAAUUUAACAACAGCCAAAGUGGCAUAGCAUAUUUUCGCGAAGUUGUAAAUAGUUUUAUCAUAAUGAUUUGAAUAUACGGAUACUGUUAAAAACGAACGUGAUAUCGACACGAAGCAAAAGUUACAACAUGUUGAGCUUAUGUGAAAGCGUCUCAAAUAAAUACGAUAAUAACAAAAGAACGGUGACCGUUAUCAGGUGGUUUUAUUGUUAUUACUGUUUUUUUUAUCAUGAUGAUAUAUUACUAUGAUGAUAUGUUCUAAUUUCGGAGAUUUAGAACCAUCGCGUAUUUGACUUAAAUCCAGCAACGGUUAUAGCGUUUAUGUUGCUAUCUUUAGAUAAGAUCAGCCCAAUGUAAUAGGAGAAGUUUCAUCAGGUAGAUUUGAGUAUAAAGUUUGCCUGUUAUACAAACAUCUACCGAAAAACAAUGUAUAGCUAAGUAUUUAAAUGUUUAUGGACGCAUAGAUUAUAUAUGGCAUCACAUAAGUGCUAGUGAAAUAAAUUGGGUUUAUCUUGCACCCCAUCAGAUGUAUAAUGUUGACUCUGGGUCGAGCUUUUAUCCUUGCUAGUUGAUUAAAACUAAGAAACAGGUCAAAAUUUUAAGAUGUUUCGCGCUAAACGCUUACGACGGAGAUUUUCGUGUCGAAACGGUCCUUCGUGACACCCGUGAAGUUUCAGCAGUAGAAGUACAUUAAGCGUUCUUUCAAUCAGUUCUUUAAAACAAUCUCUGAAGUGUAUUCCGGUCAAGCCAUAGCAUGAGUGAAAAAGUAGUGCAGAAAAUAUUCAUGUAAAUGUAACACUAAAUUAUUUUUAAGUCAUUUUCGAAUUCAACCGCGCUCAUAGAAUUAUAUAUACGAGUAAGUCAAUCAAUUUAAACCAACAAGUUAGAAAGAGGACACUGUAAAAACUAUCUUAGUCAAUCUAACAUAUUUGCUUUGAAGCCUCGGCUUCCGACUCCGUUUUUCAGUGAUGAGGGAUAGCCCCGUCUCUGGUACAAUUGAAGGACGUUAAUCGCAAAAUUUUUCAAAAUAUUUAGAGGACAGAGAUGCAAAAAUAGUGCUAUCAAUAGCAGUUUCACAAAUUACUCUUAAUUUCAGUUUACUAUGAUUUUACGGCUACAUUGAUACUUUGCUUCUAAACAAGUGAGUUUCUAGCGGCUGCAAGGAUCGAUUUUGUCAAAGAAGAUAACUUCAUAAAGGUCAUACGAGACAAUAACAUAAUGUAAUUCCACUUUGUACAUGACAGUAAUAGAUUCAUUAUAAUAAUUAUGCACGUUUACCCAUUUUCUAAUCAGAAGAGCACCCUAGAGGUCCCGAAAAUAAGUAUAUAUAAGCCAUAUAAACCUUUAGUGCAAGGUCUAU